GUCUGGUACAGUCAUCCCAAGCCUCUUCGGUGGGACUGUGAUGGCCGGAGAGAUGACGAUCUUAGGAUCAGCUGUUUUGACUCUCCUGUUGGCUGGCUAUUUGGCACAACAGUAUUUGCCCUUGCCUACUCCUAAGGUGAUUGGCAUUGAUCUUGGUACAACCUACUGUUCUGUGGGAGUGUUUUUUCCUGGCACAGGAAAAGUGAAGGUCAUUCCAGAUGAAAAUGGGCAUAUCAGCAUACCCAGCAUGGUAUCCUUUACUGACAACGAUGUAUAUGUGGGGUAUGAAAGCUUAGAGCUGGCAGAUUCAAAUCCUCAGAACACAAUAUAUGAUGCCAAAAGAUUCAUUGGCAAGAUUUUUACCCCAGAAGAGCUGGAGGCUGAAAUUGGCAGAUACCCAUUUAAGGUUUUAAACAAAAAUGGAAUGGUUGAGUUUUCUGUGACAAGUAAUGAGACCAUCACCGUCUCCCCAGAGUAUGUUGGCUCUCGACUGUUGUUGAAGUUAAAGCAAAUGGCAGAGGAAUAUCUUGGCAUGGCAGUUGCCAAUGCUGUCAUUUCUGUACCAGCAGAAUUUGAUCUAAAACAGAGAAAUUCAACAAUUGAAGCCGCUAACCUUGCAGGACUGAAGAUCUUGAGAGUAAUAAAUGAACCCACAGCGGCUGCUAUGGCCUAUGGUCUCCACAAAGUUGACGUCUUUCAUGUCUUGGUCAUAGAUUUGGGCGGAGGAACUCUAGAUGUGUCAUUACUGAAUAAACAAGGAGGAAUGUUUCUAACCCGAGCAAUGUCUGGAAACAAUAAACUUGGAGGACAGGACUUCAAUCAGAGAUUGCUUCAGUACUUAUAUACACAGAUCUAUCAAACGUAUGGCUUCCUCCCCUCUAGGAAAGAGGAGAUCCACAGAUUAAGACAAGCUGUGGAAAUGGUCAAAUUAAACCUGACUCUUCAUCACUCGGCACAGAUGUCAGUAUUACUCACGGUGGAGGAAAAGAACAGGAAGGAACCUCAAAGUAGUGACAAUGAACUGCCAAAAGACACACUUUCUGCAGCAGAUGGUCACCAUGUGAACAGUGUGUUUGGAGCUGACCUUUCUGAAAAGAAGAGUGGAGAAAAUCAGGUUUUAUUUGAAACAGAAAUAUCACGGAAGCUCUUUGACACCCUUAAUGAAGACCUGUUCCAGAAAAUACUAGUGCCCAUUCAACAAGUAUUAAAAGAAGGCCACCUGGAAAAGACUGACAUUGAUGAGGUGGUUUUGGUUGGGGGCUCUACUCGUAUUCCUCGAAUCCGCCAAGUCAUUCAAGAGUUCUUUGGAAAGGAUCCCAACACAUCUGUAGACCCUGACCUAGCAGUGGUGACAGGAGUGGCUAUCCAAGCAGGAAUUGAUGGAGGCUCUUGGCCUCUCCAAGUCAGUGCUUUAGAAAUUCCCAAUAAGCAUUUACAGAAAACCAACUUCAACUAAAUUAUGGAGGUUAGUUAUCAUUUGUGAUCAUAUUUGAUGACCUCUUCCCUUUUAUCAGAUCACUUCUUCCAGAAGAGAAAGUCUCUGUCUAAAAUAAUCUUAAAAAUUUACAUAGAAGGCAACGUUUAGAUAUCAUGAAAAUUUUUCUUAUUUUGUUUAGGAUCGGAUGUGACCAGAUUAAUCCUUAUUUGAUUUUGGAGAGGUCCCAUUCUAACAAGCACUUUCUAAAAUGAUAGAUAAAAUUGAUGUAGAACUGUCUUACAGGAGCAUGGAUGGCUAUAUUUUCUGGAUUCUGGAAGUAGAUAACCAUAAAAACUUAAAAUUAUAUUCUGUAAAAUUAAAUAGUGCCAAUUAUAAGAUUCUCAGUUCUUACUAAAUUGUAUUAGCAAGAGCUAGUAAUUUAUUUAUCUGGUUAUUACAUGUAACUAUUAAUUUGAACUAUACUGGAAAGACAGUGUUGAUGUCAAGUAUUUGCAUUGGCUGGGAGGUAACAGUAUUAUCAAUAUAAGCUGCAUAUCUAAUAUUCAUUAACUGCCAUAUUGUAUAACCAAUUUACUUUUCCAAAUUCAGUAUCCUAUUUGUCCUACUCAAGUAAUCUUUAUUUUCCAGAUUUCUUGAUUCAUUUAAGAGAUCAGGCAAUUUAUUUUCUUUCUAAAGUAGCCACAGGUUUAUUCAAAUGUUUCAAUACCAGAUAGUAGAAAUGCCCAAUUUAUAUUCUAGUUUGGCUGUCUGCUGAGCUUCAUUCUCUAUUUGGAUUUCCAUGAUUCUGCCUUGUUAGAAUACAAUCAGGAAUUAUUAAAUGCAUUUUUCCAGUGUGUUAAUGUCACAAUAAAAGCCAUCAUUACUGUCUGUAGUUUUGUUAUUUAAGAUAUUGGUAAUUAGCUACUGUAUUUGUUUUUCUUUUUUGCUUUAGUUUCUUUGUUUAUUUUCAGUAAGCAGUGGAGAUUUCAUCUUGCAUUUGAGCUAUCGAAUGGUACUUGGUUCACCUUUACUGAGAUGUCCCCCCAUGUUUAUUUUUGAAUGGGGAAAAGGUACUCAGUUUUAAAAGCCCUGUUAUUGUUUCCUGUUGUAAUUUGAAAAUAAUCAUAUUUGGAUUACUUUCAGCCUUAAAGUUAGUGUGUAAUUAGAGUAAAAAAUGUGCGAAUACUGGAAGCAAUGUGGAAAUCAUCUGAAAUCUAAACAUUUGUAACAGUUUUUUUGUUUCUUUAUUUUUAGAAAAAGACACAG
Messenger RNA from Trichechus manatus latirostris (Florida manatee), 2683 nucleotides. RefSeq names its product heat shock protein family A (Hsp70) member 13 (gene HSPA13). Gene Ontology annotation, molecular function: ATP binding; ATP-dependent protein folding chaperone. The record is from RefSeq and is a predicted model, not a curated record. NCBI's taxonomy places the organism in Eukaryota, Metazoa, Chordata, Mammalia, Sirenia, Trichechidae. The transcript has 5 exons. Bases 41 to 1456 code for a protein of 471 amino acids. Gene Ontology annotation, cellular component: cytosol; plasma membrane; cytoplasm.